AUGCAAGUCAUUAUUACAUCCAGUAACUCAAAGCUAACGCACGAAACAAAGGAACUCCUUCUAGACAUUGAAGGGCUCUUUCCAGGAGCUACGCCUAUUCCGCGCAAGAACAGAAAGUUUUCGCAGUUCUUGAAAGAAGAAGUCACAGAGAAAGAGGCUAUGAUCAUACGUCUCGACCAAGUUGACUGUUCCUACAGACGGCUUCUUUUCAUAAAAAAAGAUGCAGAAAACAAUCUAACCACAAGCACAUACUCUAUUGUGGCAUACACACUCUCAAGGCGGCUGAAUGGGGCUGUUGACUCAGGGCACAUGCCAGAGCUGUCCAUAACAAACUUUGACGAUACAGAAAAUGACCUUCGUUUUAUAAAGGAUAUAGAGGAUGCAUACAGUACUGAAGACCCUGACUUUGAGGGAAGGCAGGUGGUGUCAUUUACAAAAAAAAGAGGCUUUAUUCUUUGUAGGAAACACAGAUACAUUAUUCGGCUGCCAGAAGACAGCACAAAAGAUGAAACUGUGCGGCUGGAUGAGAUAGGUCCGCGACUCUCUCUUAAGCUGCAGACUGUGGAUGUUAAUGAGAAUUACAUCUUUAGACACACAAAAAACAUCAAACUGAAGGACUAG
Molecule: messenger RNA, 621 nt
Organism: Nematocida ausubeli
Lineage: Eukaryota; Fungi; Microsporidia
Exons: 1
Coding region: 1-621 (206 amino acids)
Biological process (GO): maturation of LSU-rRNA; maturation of 5.8S rRNA
Cellular component (GO): nucleolus; preribosome, large subunit precursor
Molecular function (GO): rRNA primary transcript binding
Source: RefSeq, a predicted model, not a curated record